Messenger RNA from Tupaia belangeri chinensis (Chinese tree shrew), 1719 nucleotides. RefSeq names its product cytotoxic and regulatory T cell molecule (gene CRTAM). Gene Ontology annotation, molecular function: signaling receptor binding. The coding region runs from base 121 to 1308 and encodes 395 amino acids. Gene Ontology annotation, biological process: positive regulation of natural killer cell mediated cytotoxicity directed against tumor cell target; detection of tumor cell; cell recognition. The transcript is spliced from 10 exons. Gene Ontology annotation, cellular component: plasma membrane. The record is from RefSeq and is a predicted model, not a curated record. NCBI's taxonomy places the organism in Eukaryota, Metazoa, Chordata, Mammalia, Scandentia, Tupaiidae.
GAGUCAACACAUACAAGGCCACAGAGUUGUCACCUCUCCUGCUUCAAACGAAUCUGCAGGACCCCAUUGAUCUCAGCGUCUACAGGAAGUCGACAGCAGCUCACAGCAGCCCAGCACAGUAUGUGGUGGGGCCUUUGCAGCCUGCUGACCUGGCUCCCCGUACAAGAGGCCCUUCUGGCUACCCACACGGAAAAGGUCACCGUCACCGUGGAAGAAGGCCAGACGCUCACCCUGACCUGCACUGCUGCUCCGACCCCGACCAGGGCCACCUCCCUGCAGUGGCUAGCACCUUCCGGUUUCACCAUGUUUUUAAAUGACCGCCCUGCUUUCAAAAACUCCAAGUACCAGCUCCUUGCCCACUCGGCCGGCCAGCUCACCGUCAGCGUGCCGAACGUGACCCUGCAGGACGAGGGCUCGUACCGGUGUCUACGCUACAGCGACUCCGUGACGACAGAGGAAGUGAAGGUCGUUGUGCUGGCAACGCCUUCCAAGCCCACCCUGGAAGCUUCAGUGGUCAGGGGGCAAAACGGAGAAGAAGACGUUGUCCUUACAUGCUCCACUGUGAGGAGCAAACCCCCUCCGCAGAUAACCUGGCGGCUGAGCGGCGGCCUGGAGCUCUACGGCGUGACGCUCCAUGCGUGGAAGGCCGACGGGAAGACAUACGACAGCACCAGCACACUCAGGGUGCGCAGCCAUGGCAGCCACGCCACAGCGGACUGCGUCGUCCGGCACCCAGGCCUGCGCGGGAGCACGCUGGUGGCACCCUUCCGGUUUGAGGAUUUGGUUCCUGAUGGAGAGCCAGCGUCAGAUGACCUGGACGAAAGCUCCCUGUCCACUCAAGACCCUCAGCAGUCCCCUGGCUCCGCGAUGGAAGGCUCCGGCACACUAGAGGUGAACGAGGACGAGAAAGGACAAACCACUCAAGACCCCAACUUGGCCACUGAAGCCAAUCCUCAGUACGUGGGCCUGGCCCGGAAGAAAAGUGGCGUACUGCUGCUCACUCUGGUGUCCUUCCUCAUCUUCGUCCUCUUCAUCAUCGUCCAGCUCUUCAUCAUGAAGCUGCGGAAAGCACACGUGGUCUGGAAGAAAGAAAAUGAAAUUUCAGACCACACACUAGAAAGUUACAGAUCAAGGUCAAACAAUGAAGAAACGUCUUCCCAAGAGAAAAAUAGCCAAACGCCCCGUCCUAAGCGUUGCAUGGACUACCUCACGCAGCUCUACUCCGAAGCAAAAACAAAGAGGAAGGAAAACGCACAACAUUCAAAACUGAAAAGGAAGCUCGCUCACAUGCCAGAGAGCAUUGUGUAGACCCCAGCCAGAAGGCAGGAUGUCCAGGCAGCCACGCAUCGGCUCAGCGGAGCGGGCUGCGGGCAGGUGCUUGAUGGCUGUGCCGGGAAACGUCCUUGGAGUGCAAUGAAAGACAGUGUCCUCAGAUGACCAUCUGCCCCAGGGACAGGGCAGCAACAGGAGAACCAAACCACGGGCAGAAAACUCGUAGUUUAAAAAAAAAAAAGAAAAAAGAAGAAAAAGGAAAGAAAGAACCUAUCAUUCCCGACACUACUUCGGAGCAAGAGGAGUCCUCUAAGCCCUGUGGAUCAGGGUCAGUGUGACCAGCUAACAUCUUGCCUUGAAGGGAACAGGAUUUUUCACAUCCUGAACAUGAAGAGGGCCAGCUGGUGGCGUGGUGCUUAUGGAGGCUGGAUCCCACAUGGCCAGCUC